UUUUUUUUUGUUAUUAUGUGUGUGUGACUAGUAAAUGAUGGGUACUGAAAUAUAAUUUAUUUCUUAAAGUAUUUAUUUAUUCGCAAAUGUGCCGCUAGUGGUGCCCUUGUAGCUAGUUCCAUAUUUCUUUGUUAUUGCUCCGAACAUUUCAGUUGUGGUCGAUUUAGGACUUUUGGUCGCCUCUGUUUCGUGUUUCAAGUGUAUUACUUGCCCAGAAGAUGCCACGAUCGUCCAGCAAAUGGACCAGAAAGAAAACUUUCAAAGGUAAUCGGUUCACUUCCAAGAAAAGCAGUGAGAAACUGACACGACGAAGCGCAAGCUUUACGAAACUUGGUGGGACUAUCGGUGGUGAAUCCUUCGAUGUCGACAGGACGAGUACGACUGGCUUCCGCCUAAUCGACUUCGGUCUUCUCCGCAGCUUCUUGCAGGAUGUUGCUGUGUGUAAAAAGUGCAACAAGGGAGAAAUAAUUUUGGAAGAAGCUUGGCAUCCUGCAUAAAUGUCACCUGCAGCGAGUGCGAUGCUCUCAGUGUGCUCGAAACAUCCAGGCGUACUGCGGGCAACGUCUUUGAAGUAAAUCAACGGUUCGUUUAUGCCCUCCGCACCUGCGGAAAAGGAUUGACGACUGGUCGCAUCAUAUGUGCUGUGCUCAAUCUGCCGCCACCACCAACGAAGUUUGCAUCGUACAACGCGAGGCUUCUCGACGCAACCACGACCGUUGUGAGCAAAAGUAUGGCAAAAGUAUGGCAAAAGCUGCCGAAGAACUGAAGAAAGAGGCCUCUGCCUUUGAUGGGGAGCUGGAAUGUGCUGUCACAGUGGACGGCACAUGGAUGAAGCAGGGUUACUCCUCGCUACACGGCGUCGUAGCAGCAGUAUCAGCUGACACAGGAAAAGUGCUAGACUUCGAAGUUGAAUCUAAGUUUUGCCACAUGUGUGCCCGCAACCUUCACACAGAUGACAACUUGAGUGAAUGUAAAAUAACCUACGAUGGGCCAUCUGGUGGAAUGGAAUCUGCAGGAGCUGUAAAAAUCUUUGGACGCUCUGUUGAAAAACACCAAAUAAUGUACACAACUUACAUCGGUGAUGGAGACAGCAAAGCGUACAUCGCUGUCAGAGACUCGCAGCCUUACGAAAAGGUCAUAGAGAAACAUGAAUGUGUUGGACACGUCCAGAAACGUAUGGGCACAAGGCUAAGGAACAUAAAGAAGAACGAAAAGAGGAAAAAGCUGGCAGAUGGUCUGCCACUCUCCGGGAAAGGACGCCUCACAGAGAAGGACAUAGAUUCCAUUCAAGUAUACUAUAGCAAGGCUAUUCGGGGAAACACAGAAAAUUUGGAGAAUAUGAGACGAGCUGUAUGGGCGAUAUACUUUCAUAAGUUAUCAACAGAUACGAAGCCCAACCACGGAUUAUGCCCAAAGGGUCCAUCUUCAUGGUGUGGGUAUAACCGCUGCACUGUUGAGGGAAACCUUCAGACAUACUCCCACAAAAACUACAUUCCUGAGGCUGUGAUGGAAGUCAUCAAGCCAGUGUUCAAGGCAUUGUCAGAUCCAGCUCUUCUGACCAAAUGUCUUCAUGGACGAACACAGAACACAAAUGAAUCGCUGAACCAACUGAUCUGGUGCCGCUGCCCUAAGACCACGUUUGUCAGCGCUGACACAUUGAAAACAGCAACUAACGAUGCUGUGGCCUACUACGAUGACGGCAAUUCUGCACGAAAAGCUGUUCUGGAGGCCCUUGGAAUUGUUCCAGGCGUGUUUUGUGACAUUGCCCUAAAGAAGAUGGACAAAGAGCGCGUUGAAAGGGCAGAAUUAUACAACUCUGCCGAGAGCAAGGAAAGACGACUGAAAAAAAGGAACGCUAAGAAAGGUUUCAGAGACACCAGAAAGAAAGCCAAAAGCGAAAUGUAUUCUCCGGGAGCAUUUUGAGCAUCCAUAAGCAGUAUGUGAACAUAAAACUUCUUUUCUCAAAUUGCAUUUUUAUG
This is a messenger RNA of Ixodes scapularis (black-legged tick), 1979 nucleotides long. RefSeq lists its product as uncharacterized. Lineage: Eukaryota; Metazoa; Arthropoda; Arachnida; Ixodida; Ixodidae. The transcript has a single exon. The coding region runs from base 637 to 1923 and encodes 428 amino acids. The record is from RefSeq and is a predicted model, not a curated record.